Saccostrea echinata is the source of this 1182-nucleotide messenger RNA. RefSeq names its product melatonin receptor type 1C-like. Gene Ontology annotation, molecular function: G protein-coupled receptor activity. Lineage: Eukaryota; Metazoa; Mollusca; Bivalvia; Ostreida; Ostreidae. The record is from RefSeq and is a predicted model, not a curated record. The transcript is spliced from 3 exons. Gene Ontology annotation, cellular component: membrane. Gene Ontology annotation, biological process: G protein-coupled receptor signaling pathway. The coding region runs from base 1 to 1182 and encodes 393 amino acids.
AUGGGAGUGUUUGUAACCAAUUCUCCGAACUGUAUGGAUGGGACAUCUGAUCUCAAUGAUACACUGAAAAAUUGCAUGGACUUUGGUAAUGCUACCAUAAUGAUACGGAAGAGUCCUCUACUGGAGACCGAUACUUCGCUAGCAAUAGGCUAUAUCGUCAUCAUGGCGACUGCUCUUUUGGUGGGAACUGUUGGAAACACCCUAAUACUCUUAGUCUCCACUGUCCUAAGAGGAAUCAACAAAUCCGGAAAAGAAUUCAUCAUUAACCUUGCACUCGCUGACUUCUGCGUCACAGCAGUGGCAGACCCGCUUUGCAUCAUCGGAGUUGCAAAAGGAGAGCAGUUUUUCGACGAUAAGAAAUGGAUGUGUGAGUUUGUUGCCAGUCUUUGUUUGACAGCUUGUUUCUGCGCGUUUCUCAGUCUGACUUUAUUGACGAUGUCACGUUAUAUCUAUUUAUACCACAAUCAUGUCUACGACAAAGUUUUUAAUCGAAUUUCCUGCAUUUUGUUUUGCAUUACCUGUUGGGUGGUCGCUUUCUUGUUCGAGUUUCCUAACUUUAUCGGGUGGGGUGGGCACUACUUUGACAAGAAAAACCAUCAAUGUAUCUGGGAUCGCACGGCGAGUUUGUCCUAUACAAUGUUUGUCUCAGUCGGUUUGAUUGGUGGACCGCUCAUCGUAAUGACUAUCUGUUAUAUUCUGAUUUUUCAACAAAUCUGGGAAACAAAACGCGAUAUCUACAAAUUGGAUACCGAAAACCCCUUGAGAAUGAGGAAGGCAUGGAGCGAAACUGUUCGUUCAUCGAAGACCUUAUUCUGCAUUUUUGUUGUCUUCGUUGUGUGUUGGACGCCGUACGCUAUAACCAUUGCCCUUGACGUCCAGGAUAAUCUUUCCACAGAAGUUCAUUUGUUUGUUACACUUCUGGCACAUUUGCACUCUAGCGUCAACUGCAUCAUAUACACCGUAGGGAACAAAAGGUUUCGAAUGGGAAUUCUUCGACUUUGCGGCUGCAAAUCUUCUUCCACGAAAUCUGGGUCGUCCAACCACGAGAUCGUCACCAAAAGAACCAGCAGUUCAUCAAACACACCUUCUGUGAACAGCGACACGUACACCCCGCAAAAACAGAAAUGCCAUCUUGAGGCAUCCUCUUUGAGUACCAUUUCUGGUUAUCUUACGUCAAAAUAA